AUGAAUAAUUUCGUAGAGAGUCAUGAUGACCAUAACCAUUAUCAUCAUCAGGAGGAUCAAGUUGCAGGACACAAAUGUAUUCAUAAUGAAUUAAUGGCUGCCGAGAAGACUAACACUCACCCGAGGGGUAUCUUCUCAACAAUGGAAUCAAGUUUUAAACUCCAAGCACAACAUAAUUUGAAAAGAUCAAUCCUACAAUCAACAGCCACAACAGCAACAGAAACUUGGUCCAAUAUUAGAGUACUAUUCAGAACUGAUUAUUUAGGACCUGACAGUGAUACAGAGAGUAGAAGUUGCAAAGCUGUUGGUGAUUACUAUUGGACAGGUGCCAAUACUCCAACUAGUACCAAAACACAGUGUUUGACAGAUAGUAGUUCAAAUUGUUGGAGAGUUUGCAAAGAUACUGAUGUGAUAGAUAGCUCAUUCCUUUCAGAAAUUGUCUCAAGCAUGUUGCCAACCAUUAAAGAAGAUUAUUCUCGAAUGCUUCAAGUACCUACUGUUAAGGAUGGUGAUUAUCCAAAGAUCUUUAAUGCCAAUAGCAGAUGUGGAUCUCAAGGAGGUGUAGCAGUUCCAAGCGAUAUUAUUGCAAAUGGUUUGGAUGGAAAGAAUGCUGAUGCCAUCUUUUUUGUAACUUCACGGCCAACAGAAACUGGCGUUCUUGGAUGGGCAAUUCCUUGCAUUCUUGAUUCAAUCACAAAGAGACCACUUGUGGCCCAGCUCAAUAUUUCACCUAAACUUGGUAAUUACACCAAAGAAAAGUUGUCAGUUGUUAGACAUGAAGCUUUGCAUGCACUUGGUUUCUCUAACUCUUUCUUGUCAAGUUUUUACGAUAGAGCUAACAAAAAGACACUCGACGCGUCUGCUGUCUAUUCUGUUGUUAAUAAGUCCUUUGUUGAUAGCACAGGAACAACUCAAUCAGUCUCAGUUACCAAACUCAAAACUCCAAAGAUUUUAGAAGUAGCAAGAAAGUAUUACAAUUGCCCAACAUUAGAUGGUGUUCCUAUGGAAGAAUAUGGUGGAUCUGGAAGUGCAGUAUCUCACUGGGAAAAGAGUAUCAUGAAGAAUGAACUAAUGGUUGCAAGUGUUAGUGGUGAGCUAGUUUUGAGUAGUUUUACAAUUGCUUACUUUGAAGACUCUGGAUGGUAUAGAGGAAACUUUAGUCAUGCUCAACGAUUAACUUGGGGUAAGGAUAUGGGAUGUGCAAUGGCCAAUUAUAGAUGUGAAAAUUGGCCAACCAAGAAUGUUGGAUACUUUUGUAGUUCAGAAAGUCCUUCUAAGUCCUAUUUCCAAACAACUUCAACGAGUUCUUGCACCCAUGAUUUGAAGAGCAAGUCUUACUGUAAUAGUGCAAAGUAUUACAAUGAUUUGGGAUACUAUGAACAUUUCCCAAGUUCUCCAAAACAGGGAGGCACUGACUCUUUCAUGGAUUAUUGCCCAUUCCAAAUAGCAUUCACAGAUGGUAAUUGUGUGAGUGGUUAUCCAAUCAAAACAAGUGGUGAAGAGUUUGGAAGCUCAAGUGCUUGCUUUGAAGCUUCUAUUUCUCUCACUUCAAACUCAGAUAUCAAAACUGCUGAUUCCAGAUGCUUAAAGUAUUCAUGUGGAAAUGAAACUUUGAACAUCUAUGUAGGAUCUAAAAAGUUUUCUUGUCCAAAAGAUCAAACAGCUCAAACAAAAUACGAUUCCACAUUCUUUGGAUAUGUAAAAUGUCCUCUAAAUGGUUAUGAUAUUUUGUGUACAAAUUCCAAAGCGACAGCAUCAAACAAUGCCAUUAAUGGAACCUAUGUUAAGGAUGGAGAAGUAGCAGCUGAACCAACUUGUGAUGGAAUUACUGCCUCAUCACCACUAGUCUGCAAUAGAAGAGGUAAAUGCAUUUCAAAUAAUAACUGUCAAUGCUUUACAGGAGCUUUUGGAGACCAGUGUCUUUCCUAUACAUGUGACUCAAUAUCAUCAUCCAAUUCGAGUGUUUGCAGUGGACAAGGUACAUGUGAUGGAUUGGAUAAUUGUAAUUGUUAUGCUGGUCAUUAUGGAGAUUAUUGUGAGAAUUUCCUUUGUUUUGGAUAUCCAGCUUCACAUUCUUCUGUUUGUUCCUCAAAUGGUCAAUGUGUUGGAUACAAUAAUUGUAAAUGUAAUACUGACACUAUUAAUGCUGAUUGUUCCAUUUCAAAAGUCAACGCUUCCACAUUAUCUCAGAGUUUUGGAAUUAUUUCUCUCAUUGUGACACUAAUUUCAUUGAUAACCUUAAUUUAA
Naegleria gruberi is the source of this 2247-nucleotide messenger RNA. RefSeq lists its product as uncharacterized. Gene Ontology annotation, molecular function: metalloendopeptidase activity. NCBI's taxonomy places the organism in Eukaryota, Heterolobosea, Eutetramitea, Acrasida, Naegleriidae. The transcript has a single exon. The coding region runs from base 1 to 2247 and encodes 748 amino acids. The record is from RefSeq and is a predicted model, not a curated record. Gene Ontology annotation, cellular component: membrane; cytoplasm. Gene Ontology annotation, biological process: cell adhesion; proteolysis.